Molecule: messenger RNA, 1691 nt
Organism: Symsagittifera roscoffensis
Lineage: Eukaryota; Metazoa; Xenacoelomorpha; Acoela; Convolutidae
Exons: 1
Coding region: 315-1490 (391 amino acids)
Biological process (GO): isopentenyl diphosphate biosynthetic process, mevalonate pathway; isoprenoid biosynthetic process
Cellular component (GO): cytoplasm; cytosol
Molecular function (GO): ATP binding; mevalonate kinase activity
Source: RefSeq, a predicted model, not a curated record
AGAGUAAUAUGAGCCAGAUAUAUAUAAAUCCUCUCAACAUGGAGAAUGAUCGACAGGAAAGAGGUCAUUGUUUAUAGCAAACUGCAAACAUGGUCAACCUAAUUAUCAUCUUUGUGGUCCAAUUAAUCUCGAUGGUAUAUUUAGAAACGACCUUCAAGUGAAACGCUUCAAAAAGAACUUGGGAAGUUUGCGGUUUGUGAUAUAGCGCUUAAUUUCGACCAAUGGCAAAAGCGCAAGUGUUGCAUUCCUCAAUUAGGUUAAUAUCAUUCUAACGUUUCAUCAAUCUUACCAGGAAGUUGGGACUGAAAUUCAAAAUGACAUCAAAAUUCACGGCACCAGCGAAGAUAAUAGUUACAGGCGAACAUUCAGUGGCCCAUGGAAAACUAGCUGUAGUAACUGCUAUUAAUCUGAAUUGUCAUUGUACCAUUGCAAGUACCAGUCGCGAAUUUUCUGAAGAAGCGACAACUAAUCUGGAAUUUAAGUCGCACUUUGACCAAAAGCUUGUGUUCAGAAACGCGGAAAUCGCGAAGCUCUUGGAGAGUUACGUUGAGAUCUCGAGCGGCGCUUUCGAUCCACCGAGUAAAGCGCAGAUUGCUCUAUUAGCAGACUUUGUAUCUAAACAUACUCAGAAGAAGUUUUUUUUACUCGCGGGCCAGUGCUUUAUGCAUGUGCUGCUCUCUGUGCUAUCUGAAAUGGUCAAAUCUGGAAAUUUAAUUAACGAAGGGUUUUUGGAGAAAGAUUUGACAUUGAUUAUGACUUCUGAAGUUCCUCUUGGAGCAGGCCUCGGGUCAUCCGGCGCGGUUACUUCAGUUCUAGCUGCUUGUAUUUUGGACACAUUUGGAUUUGUAAGCAAACGAGAAAAUGAGAUUUUGUCCGAAGACGAACUGAAUCGUGUGAACAAAUUAGCGUUCGCAGCAGAGCACAUAGUACAUGGCAAGCCUUCAGGAAUUGACACACUUGCUAGUUGUUUUGGAAAUUCGAUUGUUUUCGAAAACUUUGGAUUUAAAAACUUGCUCGAAAUGCCAGCAUUGGAAAUGUUGGUUGUUAAUACCAACCAGGAACGCAAUACGAAAGUGCUCGUUGAAAUUGUGGGCCAGUUGAAGAAAGAUGAGCCGGAGAACUUUCAGAGAAUCAUUUCAAAAAUAGAUGUAUGCAGUAAAGCUAUCGCAAAUGUUCUUGGCGAAUCUUCGUCUGUACGAAUGGGCGAUGAAUCUUUUUACAAGCUAUCCAAAUUAAUCCGGGAAAACCACGCGUUGCUUCAAGAUUUGAGAGUAUCGACUAGAAAACUAGACGAAGUUGUCCAAUUAGCCGAAAAGUAUAAAUGUGCAGCUAAACUAACGGGAGCUGGAGGAGGCGGGUGUGCUGUCGUAUUCAUGAACCCUUCAGCUGAUUCGGAUAUUGGAUACAAAGCUCUGAAAGAGGAACUGGAAGCACUCGGCAACGAGGUUUUCAAUGUUCAAGCUGGUUGUGAAGGUUUAAGACGAGGCUGAAACGACUGUGCAAUUAUUUGAUCAGGGAUAGAAUUUAACAUUCCAAAUUUUGUAUUGCUAUUCAUAAUUGUCUCUAUUAUCGCGACUGUUUGGGUAUUUUGUAAAUUUUUAUGAAUGGUGCAUGGUAUGGUCUAUUCCCUUUGUAUAGUCAUUAAAAAAUCUCUAUUGACAUACUGUAUUUAAUUGAGUCACCUACCUCAA